Molecule: messenger RNA, 1890 nt
Organism: Menidia menidia (Atlantic silverside)
Lineage: Eukaryota; Metazoa; Chordata; Actinopteri; Atheriniformes; Atherinopsidae
Source: the annotation of a GenBank genome assembly
AUGUUGACCUGCCACGCAGCCCAGUCCACAGGGCUGAGUUUCUUCUGGUACAAAGCCUCCCCCGUACAUGCAAACAACUCCUAUCGAUACGAACCUCUUCCUGGUAGCACCAAUGGGACUAAGCAGAACACCUACGUUGUCCAUGGACAGAAACGAACAACAGGAUAUGCAUGUAAGCCUGCGAGGAAAGAGCCAAGCAAGGGCAUUCUGAAAGGGAAACCCAGAUUCGUCUGGUUGACAGAUUUCCCUCCGGAAUCCGCCUCCAUCAAAGCGACUCCGGACAGCGUGCAGCACUUCUCCGGGGAGAGCGUCUCCCUGCGCUGCCAGGGGCCGUCGCCGCUGUGGCGGGUGAUGAGGCUGACCGAGGCCGGCUACUCCUCAAACUGCUCCCUCUGGGGCAGCGCGUCCGGGCCCGCCUGCGCCAUCGUCAACACCACCGCCUCGCCGGCGGUGUACUGGUGCGAGUCGGAAUCUGCCUUCAGCAACGCGGUCAACAUCUCCACCCAGGCUAGUUCUUGCCUGGAUGUGGCGUCUUUUGCUGAACCCUACGGAAUGCCAGAGCUCCUAGAGGAAGCCAAUGACUUUGUACGAAGGAACUUUAGGGAAGUGUCAGCCACUACAAAGUUUAAGGACUUAUCACUGGAGAAGCUUCUGGAGUUCCUCUGCUGCGAUGGUCUGUGUGUGCCCUCAGAACUUGCUGUGUUUCGAGCUGUAAUUUCAUGGAUUGAGGCUGAUCCUGAAGAGAGGCUGCCCCAUGCUGGCUUGUUAAUGACUGGAGUUCGUUUCCCCCUCAUGACAUUUCGAGAGUUCAGGGAGGUCAGAGCCAUUAACCUGCGCAUGGAGUGCUUCGCAGACCAGGAUGUGGAACUCUACGGCUCAGCACUUAAAGAAUUUUGUUUUAGUCUUCCAAAAUCCCAGGAUUGCUGUCGUGUUAGGCGACCCAAAGAUGUCCUGGUCCUGGUUGGAGGAGACCAAUUAAACCCUGACAUGGGUCAGCGUAUACCAAGCAAGGAAGUGUGGUUUGCGAACACCCUGCACAGUGGCACAGGGUUGGUAAAGAAGAUAGAGUGGAGGAGAUUAAAAGAGAUUCCAGAUAAGCCAAAGUUCAGGCAUGGAGCUACCGUAAUGAAGGGGAAGCUGUACGUAGCUGGAGGAUGUCACUUUUACACCAAGGAUGACAUAAUGAAAUCAACAUACAGUUAUGACCCCGUGAGGGACAGCUGGGAGAGGCUGGCAGACAUGCAAGAGUCCAGAAGUAACUUUUCUCUGGUAGUACAUGAGGACCAUCUUUGUGCCAUUGGUGGAGACAAAGAAAUCAACACCAACACAAGCAGUGUUGAGAUGUACAACCAAGAAACAGACUCCUGGAGCUUUGUUCACCCAUUGGACCAGGCUCUCAGCGGUUAUGCUGUUACCACCAUAAACGAGGGGGUUUUUAUCUCUGGAGGUUUCGACUGUAAGUAUGUGUGUCUAGUUUCCUUGUUCCUGUACAACCCAGAGGGUGGAACCGUUUAUCUAGCGGACAUGGCCCAUGACCGAGCCCAGCACUGCAUGGAAGCCUUGCGAGGUCAUCUUUACGUCACCGGGGGGAUGUGUAACCUGAGGAAGUUCUAUACUGACCAACUAGCCUGUGAGGUUUACGACCCGGUGUCCGACUCCUGGGCUGAGUUUGCACCGCUGCCCGUGCCUCAUGUGGGUGCUGCCUCCGGUGUCCUGGAAGGGAAGAUCUAUGUGCUGGGGGGAUACUGCCAGGAUGACUACAGCGAGUCAGGACUGGUCCAUCGCUUUGAUGUCAGCACACAGAGGUGGGAGAGCUUGGGGAAAGUACCAGGCGCUGUCACUGACAUUAGGGCUUGUCUACUGCACUUGCCCCCGGACCUGAGAAACUAA